UCACAAUCAUUUAGGUUUGGAAGUUAGUGUCGAUGCAAUAGAACAACCAAAGAUUGGUGCAGCUGUUGAUGGUUGAAUAAAAUGUCAAAUGGGAUAAUUUAGAUACCAUAAUUUUCGCAAGAUAACAACUCAUUUCCAACAUACCACAGCAUCUCCGCCAAAGAGUAACCAGAAUCUCAAGACAUCUGAAGACAAAGCAAAAUAUCAAAUUUCAUCAAAUCCAAAAUUCUGUGCCAAGCAAUCACGAAGUAUUUCAAGACACGAAUUCCAAAGAUUCAACUUAUCCUAUAGCACCAUACUCCCAAGAUAUAACCGAAGGUAACCAAAGGUAACCUGGUUAGGCAAAUAUAACCAAGGUACCACAAGAAAUCCAGCAGACCUAAGAGGGGUAACCCAAGCUAACCCAAGAACCACAACACAUAACCCAAUGAAGAACCGCAAACGUAUCUAUGUGAUAUCGAUGAUUGCGAUCAUAAUAUUCUUGCUCAGAUCUUUCCCAAAGAUGGACAUCUCAACAUGGAGCUUGCUGCUCAUGAACAACGACGAAGCUAACUUCUUACGAACGUGGGCUAGAGUACAACGUGCCCAGUUAGACGUCGAUGAACUGUUGGGCUCCUGUAAGAAAUGCUCAGAGAACAAGUGUAAAAACCAAGAUCCUUACCAAAGAACUGACGUGAAAGCCAGUUCUAUAUCUGGGCAGAUUCUUCAAGUUAGCGGUGAUUUUAGUCGAGUAUUUAUUAAGACUAGGAAUGCUACUGGUUUUUAUCGCACUAGUGGUGGCGAUGGCUGGCAGGUGUAUUUAAAAGGACCAUCUGUUCUCACUGCCAGUGUAUUUGAUCUUGGGAAUGGUACCUAUGAGGUUGUAUUCUUACCUGUGGUACCUGGAGAGUAUAAACUUUAUGCGAACCUUAUUUAUACUGCGUGUAUUGGAAUAAAGAAACCACCGGAAACGCAUAAAAGUUUAGGUAGGUCGAUAGUAAAGUGUCGUUGUUUAGCUCUGAAUUACACACGUAAAAACGCACAAGUUGUAACAAACCUGCAGCAGACUUGUAGCAAUGCUGUUCUAACAACUUGUCAACAGGAUGUGUUCGCACUGCUUGUUCCCAGCUUGUUGACAACUUGCUACAAGGUUGUUGAGCUCAACACACUUGUUACAAGUUGUUCCAACAACUUGUUAUCGUCCUGCAAUUCAACAAUUUGUCGACAAGUUGUGAGUGACAAGCUUGUAGCAACUUGAUAAAAUAACAGCAUUGCACAUCUUGUUGCGGACAAGUUGCGAGAUUUUUACGUCGGUUCAGUUCAAACACAAACUACGGAAACUAAAGUGGUUUUUGUUUUCGAUUUUCAGGCAAGAUGAAAUAUAGUGUUGAAAUUCUGAAAGGAAAAGGCGAUUCUCUUCUUCACCGUAAGUAAAUAUUCAUCCGUGUUACGGAUCAUUCCAGUGUCAACACUGAGAAUUCCCAUUGUAGACUAAUUUUAAAACUAGGCAAAGAGAUGCAAAUAAAUCACCACAGCUAGAAAGAGCAUACUAAAAUUAGUAAAAUUACAAAGUUUGGUUGCGAAAUGUUGUAAAAUGCGGAAAAUAUGGCUUUGCAAAUUCGCAAAAUUUGUAUACUUUUGUAUUGCGUGCGGAAAUUGCUACCGCGUUUGGACCGGAAAUGGUAGCAAUUUCCGCACGCAAUACAAAAGUAUACAAAAUUUGCAAACUUUGCAAGGCUACAUUUUCCGCAUUUUACAACAUUUCGCAACCAAACUUUGUAAUUUUAUUAAUUUUAGUAUACUCUUUCUAGCGGUGGUGAUUUAUUUGCAUCUCCUUGCCUAGUUUUAAAAUUAGUCUAUAAUGGGAAUUGUCUACUGAACAUUAUUUAUAUUUCAUUCAAUUCUUAUAGGACUCCAAUACCACAUGAAAUUCCGUGAUUGUUACGGCACGAGCGCGUUGUUUCAGUAUCACAUUUGUUACGGCUGUUGUCGAGGUUGCAGCUUUGUUUGGAAUGGCUUGGGCACUUGGGAGAAUGUCAGAGGUUACUUGAAGUGGAGACCUUACAUCAAAAUUGAUGGUAACAUUCACUUUCUUUAUCUAAACACUUUCUUUAUCUAAAGCUACGUUUACACGCUGCGAUUUGUCGGGCCGAUUUUGGUAAAUAAUCGUUGCCCCUUCUUCGACAGUUAGCGAUUUAAACGUUCAAUUGAAACUGUCCGCUCUUUUGUCUGUUUAUAUUAUAGUUUUCUGCGUGCGAAAAGUUUUCAACAACUUUACAACGGAAGAAAAAUCGUUGAAUCGUGAGAAAAAUCUGUGUUUUGCUACAGAUUUUUCUCACGAUUUUGUUAAUCGCAAGGCGCUGACGCGAGUACUCACGACAGGUUAUUUACAUACAGCGAGCCCAACAAAUCGCAGCGUGUAAAGGUAUACCCCAAACACUUUCUCUUUGAGGAAAGAGUCAUCGUCUACCUAUACUAUCCAGGCUCGCGGUUGGUUGAUUAUAACAAUGAAAGACAAUAAAACUAUAGAAAUCGUCUUUCUAAAGAACGAGUCACGAACAAUGAUCAUUUUUGUUUCUGAUAGCCAAUCACAAAACAUGAUCAUUUUCCAGCCAUGUCCCACAGGAAAACAUUUGAAGAAAUGUCGAAAUUUUCAAAUAUUUCCGAAGUAAUUUUGAAAGGUCUAUGCCAGUGUAGCUAGGUAGUGGCAAUAAUAAGAAAGCUUCGGAUGGAUAGGGAUACAACUAAAUGAAAAAUACAAGGAGAACUUCGACGUUUCGAGCGAAGGCCCUUCGUCGUGAAGUUAAUGGCUGGAGAAAUCUUGUGUACGGCCGUGCCAAAAGUUGUGUGGUGUUAGACAGAGUAUAAUAGCAAUGUCGAUAUUGAAAUGAAUAAUAUGAUAAACCUCUUACAUGUACAAAUUUCUAUUUCUCAGACAGGCCCAAAAAGGUGAAGUAUCGUAAACGUGCCAUAAGAAAAAAUGGAACUUUGUGGUUCUUCGGAGAUCCACAAUCACAAAUUUAUAACGCAGUAAAUCAAGGUCCACUUUGUUCUAAGAUCUUUACAAAUUGUAAGU
Molecule: messenger RNA, 3055 nt
Organism: Paramuricea clavata
Lineage: Eukaryota; Metazoa; Cnidaria; Anthozoa; Malacalcyonacea; Plexauridae
Source: the annotation of a GenBank genome assembly